AUGCCAACUUUUUGCUCAAACACACUAACUAAUACUACUACUUUGCUUUUGCUUCAAAUAAAUCCUCUCUUUCAUUCACUUUCUCUAAUAAUUACUCCCUAAAUUAAGUACAUUUUUAAGCAUAUCUACACUUGAUUAAUCAAUUAAUGUAAUAGUUUUGAUCUGGGCAAUGGAGAAUGUGAGUAAUAAUGCUGAUGGAGUUAUCUCAAAAAUGGAAGAUUAUGAAAUAUUAGAGCAAAUUGGUAGAGGUGCUUUUGGAACUGCUUAUCUUGUUAACCAUAAAUAUGAAAAUAAGAAAAAGUAUGUGUUGAAAAAGAUCAAAUUGGCCAAGCAGACUGAGAGAUUUAAGAGAACUGCUCACCAGGAGAUGAACUUAAUAGCAAAGUUGAACAACCCUUAUGUAGUGGAAUAUAAGGAUGCAUGGGUGGAAAAGAAUUGUUAUGUGUGUAUAGUGACAAGCUACUGUGAAGGAGGAGACAUGACUGAGAUGAUAAAGAAGUCUAGAGGAACAUAUUUUCCAGAGGAGAAACUCUGCAAAUGGCUAGCUCAGCUACUCUUAGCCUUGGACUACCUUCACUCCAACCGCGUCUUACACAGGGAUAUAAAGUGUUCCAACAUUUUUCUUACCAAGGAGCAUGAUAUUCGGCUAGGUGACUUUGGCCUUGCGAAACUGCUAAGCAAAGAUGAUCUUGCAAAUUCGAUUGUGGGAAGUCCAAAUUACAUGUGCCCUGAACUUCUUGCUGAAUUACCUUAUGGCUACAAGUCUGAUAUAUGGUCCCUAGGCUGCUGCAUGUUUGAAAUAGCAGCACACCAACCUGCAUUUCGCGCACCAGAUAUGGCAGGGCUAGUGAACAAAAUAAACCGGUCCACUAUUUCCCCGCUUCCAACUAUCUAUACUCCAGUGCUGAAACGUUUGAUCAAAACCAUGCUAAGGAAGAAUCCCGAACAUAGACCAACAGCAGCAGAGUUGCUAAGGGAUCCUCACUUACAGCCAUACCUAGCUCAAUGCCACACAUCUCCUAUGUUCUUACCAGUGAAAUCUGAAGUUACUAACAAAACGAAGCCAAAUGUUCCUCGGUUCAUCAACAAGUCCAGUAAUAACAUAUCCAAUAUUAGAAAGGUUGGGAAGGCAAAACCUCCUAAUGAUAUCCCUAAAGUUGCUCCUCGACUACCCAAGAAGCCGGUAGGACUUAAGGGUGCUGCAGCAUCCUCUUCUGAUUCACAAGAAACAAAAGUCGAGACCAAAAGAGUCGAUCCAACAAGUUGUUCAGAGCGAAUAUCUAAAGCCGAGGAAGGCCUAAGAGUUAUAACCAAUUACAUUGAACAAAUCAAGGAUGCUGAAUUAUCUAAGAGUUUCUUCAACAUGUUAAAUUCAUAUCAUAAGCCUGAUGAUCAUCAUUCUGAGACUGAAAAACUUGCUGUUGAAUAUCUUACUCAAAUACUAGAAAAACUUCAGGGAAAUUCUGGUAAAACUGAAGAAGAUAAAGAACUAACUCUAAGAGAGAGUUGUUUAACUAUUUUACAAGAGGAAGGAAUGAAGAUUGAUACAAGUACACACGUCGAACAACGAGCAGAAGCUCUAGAAUCACUCCUAGAGCUUUGUGCUCGUCUAUAUAAGCAAGAAAGGUUUGAUGAACUUGCAGGGAUACUAAAGCCAUUUGGUGAAGAACCAGUUUCGUCUAGAGAAACUGCUAUUUGGCUCACCAAAGGGUUGAUGAAUACUGGAAAACAAGAUAUGGGAUGUUAGCCAUACAGAUUUUUUUUUUGAUGUUUUCCAAUUUGUAAUCUUGAUAGUCUUGACUGUGAUCAUCUUCCACUUUCUCUAUUGAUUUUGCAAGUUAACCAAAUGAUAAACCUAUGUCUUGUGUAUUUGUAACAUUGAUUUUCCAGUAUAUAUAAUUUUUUGUUGA
Molecule: messenger RNA, 1910 nt
Organism: Beta vulgaris subsp. vulgaris (sugar beet)
Lineage: Eukaryota; Viridiplantae; Streptophyta; Magnoliopsida; Caryophyllales; Amaranthaceae
Product: serine/threonine-protein kinase Nek6
Exons: 13
Coding region: 170-1747 (525 amino acids)
Biological process (GO): protein phosphorylation
Molecular function (GO): protein kinase activity; ATP binding
Source: RefSeq, a predicted model, not a curated record